Beta vulgaris subsp. vulgaris (sugar beet) is the source of this 2692-nucleotide messenger RNA. RefSeq lists its product as uncharacterized. Gene Ontology annotation, molecular function: GTPase activator activity. Bases 220 to 2316 code for a protein of 698 amino acids. Lineage: Eukaryota; Viridiplantae; Streptophyta; Magnoliopsida; Caryophyllales; Amaranthaceae. The transcript has 14 exons. The record is from RefSeq and is a predicted model, not a curated record. Gene Ontology annotation, biological process: positive regulation of GTPase activity.
AAAUCCCAAAAGAGAAAGAAAGCAACACAAAAGUUAAUCCAUAAUUUCUCUCUCUUUCUCUCUCCUUUGACUACUAUACUACACACCCCAUCUCAUCUUCCUCGUUUGCUCCUAUCAUUUCCUUUUCUCUCUCCUCAUCAGUAUAAAAGGAAACCAAAAAUGAGCGUCGAAAUCGGCGAAAUCGGCGCAAUUUGAAAAUUUUGAAGAGAGAGAAAAUCAAUGGAGGGAGGAUCGCUUGUUUCAAAGGCAAGGACAGCCUUUCAUUCCGCUGCUGCUAAAGCGGAGAGAGUUCUCAUUGAUUUAAAAUCCGAUCUUCGAGAUUCGGAUGAGUUUUGUAGACAGAGUUCUUCUGGUAGUCAAUUUGAGGAAGAUUUUUCGCCUUCUGAGGCUGAAAUAAAGGGUCUCAAUGAUUCAAAAAAAUCCCGAUGGAAGCCGCCUAAUAUAGGAACAAAGCAGGAAUGGCAUGAUAGAUUGAGGAAUAUUGGAAGAGGUAGAAAGGGAGCUGAAGACACAGAGAACGUUGAGAAUCUAAAGAUGUCCUUUCUUAUAUAUGAUGAAAAUAUUUAUCUCUACAAUGAAAAAGUUGCUGCGGAAGCAAAGGGUUUGGAGACAUCUUCACCUGCUGAUAGUUCAGAUGCCAACAACAGAGAUAUCAUCCCACCCGCAUCUGUGCUGAAGCAACUGGCUGUUGCCAUCGAAUCAGAAAAGAAUUAUAGGUCAGUAAAAGAAUUUCUGACAUCAUCUGCAAGCUCUUCCCCAGUUCGAGAAAGAGCAAGUUUGGGUAUCUCUGCCGUGAAGUCUUUAGUGCUCCGGGAGAAGGAGGAAAAGGUCCCUUCUGAGUUCAGUGACGAUGAAGCUUGGGCUUUGAUUCAGUACAUACUUGAUGCUGAAGGACUUACUCUUGGUAGGAAAGUUGGCUUUUCUGUUGAAAGUCUGCCUACCACGAUGGCGUUACCAAGAGAAAUUCGUGGUGCACCACCACAAAGCUUGAUUGUCAAAGUCUCAGAAGUCAUGGGAAGCUUUAAGACACUGCGGAAGAUGGCAUCAUUUUGGUGCAGGACUAUCGCUGAACUCAGAAGGCUUUGGUUGGAAGAGCAAUUUAUACCUGGCAUUCCUCUUGAAGAAGUACCAGAUUUGAGUUUGUGUCUGCUCUAUCAACAAAUGCAACUCAUGAAUUGCUGUCUUUCUAGGAAGAAACGUCGUGCUAUUGCUACCGACUCAUUGGAAACUUUAAUCAGCGAAGCUGGAUGUGAUGCUGAUGGAGUGCCUUCCUCAGUUGAAAAGAUAAUUUCAGGAUCUUUUCCAUAUGCCAAAACAAAUACUGGAGAUCUUGUUGUACGAUUGGGAGUCAGUCACCAGGCUGACACUUUGACAUUGUUGGAAACUGGAGAGCCUGUGUAUGCUCCCUUGACACAGGAAGGGCCAUUGCUUACUGAAGAUCUUGCCCGAGAAGCUGAAGAGUUUGUUCUCCAGACAGGGAGUGUUGGUGCUGGUUGUUCCCAGCUUCUCUCUGAUAUGCAAGCUUUCAAGGCUGCAAAUCCUGGAUGUAUUCUUGAAGACUUCGUAAGAUGGCACUCUCCUCCUGAUUGGACAGAAAACGAGUCUGGUAACGACUCUGAUGCAAGUACAGGUGGAGGUGAUUCAACAUCUUCCAGAGGUCGUUUAAGUAGACGUAUGCAGAAAGAAGGUAAUUUAUGGCGAGAACUCUGGGAAACUGCGAAACCUGUGCCUGCUGUUAGACAAGCACCACAAUUUGACGAGGAUUUGGCAGUGGAAGGUGUUCUGAGUGUACUAGAGGACAUUACUCCUUCUCAGCUAUUUGGCCAGCUGUUUCAGUCUUUGCUAGGUUUGGGAUUAGUGAUUGCUGAGGCUAAAGUUUCUACAGAUGAAAAUGUAGCAAAGUUGUUCUACGAGUGUAAAGAUUUUGUAGUUGCAUCAUGUCAAGGUGAUGCCUGGAUGGAAAAAAUCGAUGAUAUCUGCCAGGUUUAUGAAACAAUUGAGGCAAUGUUUGUUCGACCAAACGAUGUCAUGAAAGCAAUGAAACCGCCUGAAGAUACGAAUUCCUCCGCAGAGGAGCCAAAAUCCCGGUUUAAGAAGUUAUCCCAGGUAUUUGGCCGCAAAAAUAGGUCAAGGAAGUCAUCUUCAGAGGAGAGCAAUAGCGCUGAGGACAUUCCAACUGGUCGUCAGUCAUUUUCGAAUUUUUUCGAUAAUAAAUCAUCUCUGUUUUCAAAGAAGCCUCCUAAGCCUGAAAACACACAACCCUCAUCCAACAAAGAAAGUGUUGGCACAGAUGAAAAUGGUUGGACAGUUGUUUGAAGAAUUGCUUCUACUUACCCUCAACUGUAAAUUAGAUAGAGUUAUUAGUUAGAAGGAUUUCCCAAAAUAAUGCUGAAAAAAAAAAUCCCAAUUUAGUGUUCACCGAAACAUAUAUGCCACAAAGUGUCAUAGUAGACUUGAGAAAACUGUGUUGCAGUGACUUGAGAAAAUCUAGCUGACUUGCCAGAAGUCGAUAUAAUUCAACGACUUUCUCUUGGUGAUUGUCAAAAUGUAAUUAUUGCUCAACAAUGUUCUGUGACCAAUACUAAUUCACAAUCUCACCUCCAUCCAAAUUUCAUUGGUAACAUUGUAACUAUUUUUUGUGUUCAAAGUACAGAGCAUUACAGAAAUGGAAAUUCUUUUUGGUAUUCAACAA